UUGACCUUCAGAUGCUCGCAACCUCCACCAUAUCGUUGCGAAGAGAUUAUAUAUCGUUUUGCGCGGAAUCCUUAUAAAUUGGCAAUGACCGUACUGGGUCUAGAUAAAAUUCUUUUAAGGAGUUUCGCUCCAUGGGAACCUUUAUUUCUGAAAGAUACUAAAGUUGUUGUGGACGCUGACGACUUAGUUGGUUUUCUACAUGAUAAAUUUUCUACAGGACUGUAUGGUGGUGAGAAUCUUUCUUUUUACAUGGUGGUACGUUCGUUCUUUUUGAAUUUGCAAUGUUCGAAUGUGGAGCCGUACUUCAUUCUAAGGGGUUGCUGUGAAAUGAAAAAUCAAAAAUUAAAGCAUAAACAGAAGAAAGAAUUUAACGUGUUAUCACAACUUAUCACAGCCGUAAAAUCAAAUGCACUUGAUAAAAUCCCCAAAGUACUCAAUUUAUCAGCUAGGGAUGUAUUUUUGUAUGCUUUAAAUGAAUUCCCAUGGAAGUGUAUUAGAGUUAAAUCUUUUCCUACAACUGUUUGUACCGCUAUUGCUAUAAUUUUACAAUGUCCAGUUAUUGGUUUAUCAUCUGAUUAUUAUAUACUUAUGUCAAAGAGACAAAAUAUUCUUAAUAGUUUGAUUUCUCAACCAUAUUCGAGUCCGACAUUUCUUACACUUCAUUUGGCCAAUCUAAAUUUGAGUGGUUCUAGUAAAAGUAGUGGUGAAAAAGAAAUGUUGUUUCACAAAUUUAUUCCUAAACUUUCAAUUUUAGCGAGAUCUUCAGAUUUUCACUUGCCUCUUUUAGCUGUAUUAGUUGGUACAGAUGUUGUGUCUAAUGUAAGACUUCCAUUAGAAUUACAAGAAAAAUUACAAACAAACAAUUCGACAAUAAAUUACUCACAACAUCGAUUAUCUGUACUCCUUGAAUGGUUUUCACAGUUCGAUUCAAAUUCAAUUAAACCAUUAGAAGAUGUUAUUAACUGUUAUCCAGUUGAACAGCGCACUUCUAUAAUAAACGAUAUGAUACACGGCAUUUCUCGUUUUGUUUGCCCUCUAGAAGAAACUAAAAGUGUUAUGAGUCUAUUGAGUGAUAAAAGUUACUUUAAUGAUACUUCAACAAAUACAUUUACAACUAUUAAAUCAUCAUUCAGAUCUAGUGGAAGUGUUGAGGAUGUGAUUAAUUCACUAAAAGGUACCAUUGUAGCAUACUUAUGGCAUGAAGACUACACAAAUGGGUGGCCUUCUCGUCUUCUUUAUAAUUUCAGGAAGGGAAUAUUAUUUUCAAAACCAUCUAUUUAUUCAUCUCGAGGUGUUUUUCUUCUCACCGUAGUUGAAGAUCCAAAAUGCCCAUUCUCAGUGCAUGAAACGUCAUUCUUAAUUCGAAGACUACACUAUCAAAUUUAUGUGUCAUUGGAACGCAGUUUAAGUAUGGAAAAUAAACUUGUCGGAUUAAAUCCUGAUGUUAUUGAAUAUGUGAGACAAAAUGAUAAAUUAGUGAUGUAUCAAAUCCCAGUCAAAUAUAUUCCUUUAGAUUUCAACAAAGUUAGCACAGAUGAAGUUAUUAAAGAAAAUCUGGGUUUCGUCAAACUACCGGAAAACAAUUUAAUCCCUAAGUUACUUUACAGUUUAGCAGUAGUCUUAUCAUUUUGGUUUCAACAAUUAAAGUAUACCUCUAUUGAGAUCCCUUCUGUGUUUAGUGAGUCGUCUGUUGGACUUGCUGUAGCUUCUUGUGCUGUCGCAAAUAUAUACAACGAUGGUUCGUCUAUUAGUGAAUUAUGUGAAUUUUAUAAUAAUCUAAGCAGAAUGCCUGAUCAGUUGUCGAUUUCAGGUAGCAAUUCUACUAAUUUCAGAAUUGAUAUUGUACACAGCUUUAAUGCUAUACAGUCAACUUUUAACAGUUUUAAAGAUUUGGUUACAACUCUCAACUGUCUUGUGCUAGAGAAUAAACAGUCAAAUUAUUUCACUUUUGGACAGUCUUGGAUACUGUUUCCCUCUGGAAAGCUGGUACAUUUUUUAACUACUCAGUUAGAUUCUUUAGAGCCCUGUGGUAGACGUUAUUCAGUCAUAAGAGUAUGGCUUCCGAAACUUCUCUUUAUUAAACAAAGAAAUCCCGACGCAACAUCUAGGCUGACCAAAGCGAUAAAUACUUUGAUCACUUUUAUUGAUCUUUGUGAUAUGAUUAAAAUUAGUCUUCCAUCAUCUUUAGAUUCAUUUUAUAGCAUCCAUGAAUUAGAAAGCAAUUAUGUCCGUGAAACGACGCAUACGGUUCCUAACCUAUGUGAUCGAAACAAUACGAAUCUAGUUAAUAAACCAAGUAAUUCAACAUUUAAUGUAAUAUUUCCUCGUGGCUGUCGAGAAAGAAGAGAAAACAGAACGAGUAACAAAAGGAUUUAUAACAAACCUUCAGCUGAAAAUAUUGUGCAUAGUGCUCAAGUACGUUGUCUUUUCCAAAGUAAUUUACAUUCAACAUAUGGAAAAACCUAGAACAGCGACUUACAAAUCAUCUAGAAACAUAAUCUGUUAAGAAUAUUUUGGAAAUCCUAAUCCUGUUCACAUGUAACAAGUUGUAGUACACUGAUUUUUAAUUAAGUAAGUACAUUCAUUUUUGUGUUUAGAUCAUUAACAGAUGUAUCCAUACUAUCGAAGAACAGAAUAUCUCUAUUUUUUACCUCAUACUUUUCUAAUCUUCAUUUAUUAUGUAUUCAUGAGUCCAUUUGACCGCUAUACCGGUUGCUCUUUUUAUAUCUAAUUUCAUAUAUAUCAGAUAUGAUUUUUUCAAAGAAUUUAAUUUAAUACUAUUUCCUUUCUUCACUUGACUUUUCAGUCGGUUGAUUUCAAGCAGUUUGGUAUUUAGUACAAAUAUAUAUGGAUCAGAGUCGCCGGACCUCAAAUUAACAAGAUAUGGAACAGUAGAGUAGAAGUAAUAAUAUCCAUUUUAUUAGAAAUCGAAAUAUGAAAAUAUAAAUAAUAGGAGGGAACGUGCCUAAAUAUGAAAAAUAAUGGAAUGACACUAGACUAAAAACUUAUGAGAUAAAGAAUGAAUGCGACUGUGUUACUACGGUCAGUUUCCUUAUCGUGACUCCGUUACCUGGCUUCGAUUUGAUCAUAUGGUAUGAAUACAACGAAAUAGAUAUCCCACCAACCCCUUUUUAUAUCUGCUGUCUUAAUUCGCGUUAGUGAGUAACGGAAGAAGUAAAACACGAGAAUGGCUUUUGGUAUGUAUAUUUCAUGCACUAUUUACCGCAGAUGGACAACGGGGGAAACGAGACGUAGAAGGCAAGGAUUUCAACUCGAUUUGAUAAGGCAACAUUCACCGUUUGCAAACGGACAAAAAAAUAAGCUAAAAAUGGGUUGUGAGCAGAAUAAGUGGUAAACACAAAGUACGCUCAUAUAAGGACAGUCGACGUUAUAAGCGAAUAACUGACAAGGUCGAAAUCUGUGUAGAUAAUGACUCAAAACGAAUGAAUUAUUUGGUCUCUUCAAAAGCCCGAAUAGCACAUGUAGGCGUGUCAAAGUGCUAAACGAUAUAUGCGCCCAACAUGUAAAAUUGUAAUUUACAGUUAUAGCACAGCCCCCCACUUAUGUGGCUCAGGAUAGUAGCCUAUAAGUUCGUGGAAUAAUAUCUUAUAUUGCCUUGACUGUUAUGAUAUUAUUUCGAGAUAAUUCCUUUGGUUUCUCAUAUCAAUUAUCCUGAUUCCGUUAUAAAAUAGACACUUACUUACGCCUGUUACUCCUC
This is a messenger RNA of Schistosoma bovis, 3718 nucleotides long. NCBI's taxonomy places the organism in Eukaryota, Metazoa, Platyhelminthes, Trematoda, Strigeidida, Schistosomatidae. The record is from the annotation of a GenBank genome assembly.